AUGUCGUCGAAAUCUCGGCCGAUAGCACCACCGCCGCCGCCAACAAACAGCACCGGGCAACGGCAAUGCCUAAAAUAUGUAGCCAACAGCAUGAUGAGCGGAUCGUGGAAGUUAGUAGCUAUCGUCGCCACUUUUAUUCUGAGCAAGAUUCUUCACCAACUCUUGAAGCCUUUAUCUCAACCCCAAAUCAUUUCUGAUAUUCUUGUAGGGAUAUUUCUUGCUUCGAUACAGGCCAUACGUGAUUCAUUUGGGGAUCAAUCUGCUGUAAACAUGGACAACAUUGUUGAUUUCGGGAUGAUUCUGUACACGUUCGUUCUAGGUUUAGAAAUGGACCCUUACGUGAUCUUCAAGUCACCGGCACGCCAUACGGUGGUCGCGUACGCUAGCUUGUUAUCCACGUUUCUAUUGACCUCCGUCCUGACCCCAUGGCUGCAUUAUGGUACCAAGGAGACCAACAUGGUCGUCAUAACUAUCACCCUUUCCGUCACUCUCGCCGGCACCGGCUCUCACAUAUUGACCCGACUCAUAACGAAUCUCAAGAUCGGCAAGUCCGACAUCGGUAAGAUAGCCAUCGUCGCGGGCGUUCACUCCGACAUGAUAGCCAUGGUCUUCCUUUGCGUCAGCUUCAUAUUCUUCCCCUUGAUGAGGAUUUCGACCGCGAGGGAAAUGGUCAAGCACGUCGUCAAGAUGGUGUCGGCGCUGGUGAUACAGACGUCGGUGGCGGCGAAGAUCUCGCCACUCUUCUUGGACUGGGUUAACAACGAGAACCCCGAGGGGAAAGCGCUCAAGGGGCCACACCUGGUGCUAUCCAUGGCUUUCAUGGCGGUCAUAUGCAGCUGCGGCGCUUGGUUCGGCUACAACCCUUAUCUGAGCUCGUUCAUGGCGGGGCUUUUCUUGCCGACGGAGGGGCGGAUAUCGAAAUGGGCGAUCAGCAAGCUCAACUACUUCUUGAACCUGCUUUUUUACCCUCUUCUCUUCUUCUGGGUGGGGCUUAAGAUUGAUUUCACGGAGUUUGAAGGAGGCCAGCCGGAAACAUGGGAAAGGUUUUUUGCGCUUUUAAUCAUACUAUCGGUCGGGAAAAUCACCGGAACUGUCAUCGGUGGGAUCAUGGUGGGUUUCCGGUGGCCCGAAUUGGCAGCCAUAGGAUUGCUUUUGAUGGUUAAGGGUCAUUUUAACGUAUACUUCGCCGUUCACGCCCUCAGGCAUGGUGAUAUAGAGAUGACAACUUGCAUUUCAAUGGUGCUUGUGAGCUUCCUGUCUAUUGUGCACGCUCCCUUCGUUGUGAAUCAUAUAAUUGAACGAGCGAGGCAGCUUGUCCCGGUUCAAAGGAUGACUCUCCAGUGCCUGGACCCGACAACCGAACUCAGAAUCAUGCUCUGCGUUCAUGAACCUCACAAUCUGCCUUCCACCAUAAACCUAAUGGACAUCUCCAGGGGCAAACCUAACCCCGGACUCCACGUUUUCGUCACCGACAUGGUCGAGCUCACCGAGAAACUGGCGGCGACGCUGAAGCAAGACCAAGGGACCGACAACAUGGUCGUGACUGACGAGUCGGUGAUCAGCAUGAGGGAGCACAUCACUCGAGCUUUUCAAUCUUACGUCGACGAGAACGGCGCCGGGAUCACGCUUAGCCGGUCGCAUGUGCUCUCGACAUUCAACGGCAUGGCCAAGGAUCUGUCUUCUUUGGCGGAGGACUUGAUGGUCUCCAUCAUCUUGCUGCCGUAUCAUAAGAGGUUGAGUGAGGAUGGUUCCCAUGAUUCAGGCAGUCCUGGUUUUAGAUACGUUAAUAGUAAGUUGCUUAGACGAGCUCCAUGUUCUAUUGGAAUUUUGGUAGAAAAAGGAUCCGGAUUUGCAGAAAAAAUAACAAAAUCAUCCCAAUGUAAGGUGGCAAUCAUUUUCAUCGGAGGCAAAGACGAUCGAGAAGCACUAUCGUUCGCGGGCCAAGUCGCAUGGCAUCCGGGAGUAGAGCUCACGGUCAUACGAUUCCUCCUCGACAAGAACUCGGAAAACAUGCCGAGGAGAUUGAUCAAUCUCACAAACAUAGCGGAGGAAGAAGCGGAGAUGAAGCUCGACGAUGAGAGCUUCACGGAGUUCUACGAGAAAUACGUAGCGGGUGGGACAGUGGCUUACAUGGAGAAACAUCUAGCGAACUCUUCCGAAACAUACACAACCCUUAGGUCGUUGAAAGGGCAGUAUAUGCUCAUCAUCGUGGGACAAGGUGGACGGGUGAAUUCGAUAUUAACACUCGGACUUAAUGAUUGGCAGGAAUGUCCAGAAUUAGGUUCGAUUGGGGAUGUACUUUCGGGGUCGGGUUUCGAGUGCGAGUCCUCGGUCUUGAUCAUCCAACAACAUAGAUUGAAAGGGCAAAUAGAUGGCUUAAAUGAUGACUUCUCCAUUAUGUAA
This is a messenger RNA of Hibiscus syriacus, 2403 nucleotides long. Its product is annotated as cation/H(+) antiporter 28-like. The transcript is spliced from 4 exons. Lineage: Eukaryota; Viridiplantae; Streptophyta; Magnoliopsida; Malvales; Malvaceae. Gene Ontology annotation, cellular component: endomembrane system; membrane. Bases 1 to 2403 code for a protein of 800 amino acids. The record is from RefSeq and is a predicted model, not a curated record. Gene Ontology annotation, biological process: proton transmembrane transport; regulation of pH. Gene Ontology annotation, molecular function: antiporter activity.